AACAAUGAGGCUUGAUGAUGUCAUGUCUCUGACUCCACCCCCUCUAAUGGAGGAGGAGUUCAGGAGAAACAUCACUGACCGCAGAGCUCAAAACCACCUCCACUCACAGGCAGCGCUCCUUGGACUGGACGUCACACCUUCAGAGGAGCAUCUCCGUCCCUCUGACUGCCAGCAGCAGGUUUACAGUCUCCGUUUAUUCAUAGGGCCAUCGUUGUUAAUUAAACUGUGAUUAACUGAUUAACGAGCGCGAUGAACCCGGCAGUGGAGGUGAUGGCGUUCUUCUUGGGGUUCUCCGGCUGGGUGAUGUCUGGCAUCUCCAUCCCCAACAAGUUCUGGCGGGUCGCGGAGAUGGAGGGCAACGUAAUCACCGCCCACACCGUCUACGAGAACCUGUGGAUGUCCUGCAUGGUGGACUCCACCGGAGUCCACAACUGCCAGGAGUUCCCCUCCAUGCUCGGACUGUCCGGUUACGUUCAGGCCUCCCGAGCGCUCAUGAUCGCGUCCAUCGUGAUGGGAACGUUCGGGCUGAUCGCCACGCUGGUGGGAAUGCAGUGCUCCAAGAUAGGAGGAGAGAACUACAUCCUGAAGGGAAGAAUCGCUGCUCUGGGGGGCGUCUUCUUCAUCCUGCAGGGUCUGUGCACCAUGAUCGCCGUGUCCUGGUACGCUUUCAACAUCACUCAGGAGUUCUUCGACCCCCUCUAUCCUGGAACGAAGUUUGAGAUCGGUGAAGGUCUGUAUAUCGGCUGGUGUUCAGCCACACUGGCUCUGUGCGGGGGUAGCUGUUUACUGUGCUCGUGCGGGAUGACCAGCAAAGAGGACAAACGGCUGUACUCUUACCGAGUUCCUACCAGAGGGACCCCUUACAGCACCUCCGUCACCUCCCAGUCGCCCAACCACUACGGCCGAAAUGCCUACGUGUAAGUUGACGUGGCCGCUGCCAUGACAACGCAGUCCCAUAAACCCAUGCACAUUGUCAUGGAGUUUACUAGAUCAAAAGGACAAACUAUCCCACGUGAGGACGAGGAGACGACAGCUGGACUAAAGCCGGGCAAUACAGACAGAGAUCAUGACAUCUGGACACCAAAAACAGCAGUGAAUAAGAGAUGAUGUCAUAACAAGCCGCCAGCCAAUCAGCUGCUCUGUUACUAUGCAGUUGGGAUAGUGUAGUGGGUCACACCUUUGCCUUCUACACUGUAGACUGGGGUUCAAUCCCCUGCCUGGGUAACCACCCUACACUAUACCAGUAAGAGUCCUUGGGCAAGACUCCUAACACCACCUUCACCUUCCUGUGUAAAUUGAUCAAACUAUAAGUCGCUCUGGAGAAGAGCGUCAGCCAAAUGCCGUAAAUGUAAAUGCACUACGCAGUGACCAGGUUUACAGUGUAAUCAAGUCUUUAUGACGAUAGACGUGCUGAUUAUUCUUGAAUAUCACCAUCAAAUUUAUCACAAUAACAAUGACAUGAUCACAUCGCCCAGCAUGCUGCGGAACCCUCGCUGAAGAGAUCCUGUGCUAGGUAAGGAGAACCGCCAUGUUUCAGCUGUGAAAAAACUGAACAAGAUCACAGAUCCGUUUUGUUCAAAUGAAACUAACGUAUUAAAUAUUAUAAACAUAAUAAAUAAUAAAUAAGACAGGAGGAAAUCUGUACUAAUCAGAGAUCAAUAAGUUAUUAAUUCUAUAUGUAUGAUAUUUUUCUGAUUGGGAGGAAACAAUCCUGAAGAUCGAUGAGCAAAAUUUAUGUAUAUUAAUAAAUAAACUGCUUUUGAAGAGCA
Messenger RNA from Pygocentrus nattereri (red-bellied piranha), 1769 nucleotides. Its product is annotated as claudin-15-like. Gene Ontology annotation, biological process: cell adhesion; bicellular tight junction assembly. Bases 250 to 921 code for a protein of 223 amino acids. Gene Ontology annotation, cellular component: bicellular tight junction; plasma membrane. The transcript is spliced from 5 exons. The record is from RefSeq and is a predicted model, not a curated record. Gene Ontology annotation, molecular function: structural molecule activity. Lineage: Eukaryota; Metazoa; Chordata; Actinopteri; Characiformes; Serrasalmidae.